GAUCCCAGGGAUAGUGACACUGGUUCAAGUAACUUGUAAUUCAGCCAGCAAUUCUGUUGUUUUUGCUGCCCUGAGGUCAGGCACAUUCUAGACACCCUCUGUCCAGAGAAACUGGGGCCCACGAUCCUGUGUCCCUCCCGGGCUCCAAAGGCACCCACUGCUGAGGUCCAGCAGGGUUCUUAUGGGAGUCGGACUUCCCACUGAUCCCUUACUCCUGCUUGAGUAAGUCCCCAGCCUGAGCAUCCUGUGAAUUGGUUGCCUUUUGCUUUGGAGAUGGAGUCACUGGGACCCCCUGAUAUGGCAAAUGGAACCCAGCUGAGACGAGAGUGCUGCCCCACUGGCAAGGGCUGUGAAGGCUGUUUUGACGUUCCUGAGGCUGCUUGCUGCCCCUCUCCACAGAAAUCAGCUGAGAGGAUGUCUGGAGAUAUGGACAAGCCUUUAAUUUCCCAUCAGCUUUUGCAGAGCAACCUCAACCUCACAGAGAUUCCCAGCCAGAACCAGACUGUGGGCAUCCUGGGCAGUGGGGACUUUGCCCGUUCUCUGGCCACACGCCUGGUGGGCUCAGGCUUUGGGGUCUUGGUGGGGAGCCGCAACCCCAAAAGAACAGCAGGAUUGUUCCCUGCUGCAGCCCAAGUCACCUUCCAGGCAGAGGCUGUGAGCGUGCCUGAAAUCAUCUUUGUGGCCAUGUACCGGGAGCACUACUCCACCCUCUGUGGCUUGAGCGACCUGCUGGCGGGCAAGAUCCUUGUGGACGUGAGCAACAGCACCGAGCAGGAGCACCUGCAGCAACGGGACUCCAACGCCGAGCACCUUGCCUCUCUCUUCCCUACGUGCACAGUUGUCAAGGCCUUCAAUGUCAUCUCUGCCUGGACCCUGCAGGCAGGCCCACGAGACGGGAACAAACAGGUGCUCAUCUCCGGAGACGAGCAAGAAGCCAAGCGUAAGGUCUCCGAGCUGGCCCGAGCCAUGGGCUUCAGCCCCGUAGACAUGGGGCCCCUGGUGUCUGCCCGGGAGAUCGAGGCGGUCCCCCUGAGGCUGCUCCCCGAGUGGAAGGUUCCAGCCAUCCUGGCCCUGGGCCUCUUCGUUUGCUUCUACACCUAUAACUUCAUCCGGGACGUGCUGCACCCCUAUAUCCAAGAGCACAAGAACCGCUUCUACAAGCUGCCCGUCUCUGUGGUCAAUACGACGCUGCCCUGCGUGGCCUACGUCAUGCUGUCCCUGGUGUACCUGCCCGGCGUGCUGGCCGCCGUCCUGCAGCUGCUCCGGGGCACCAAGUACCGCCGCUUUCCCGACUGGCUGGACCACUGGCUCCAGCACCGCAAACAGAUUGGCCUCAUCAGUUUCUUCUGCGCCUCUCUGCACGCCGUCUACAGCUUCUGCCUGCCGCUGCGCCGCUCGCAUCGCUACCAGAUUAUCAACGACGCCGUCAAGCAGGUCUUGGCAAACAAGAGCAAUAUAUGGAAUGAAGAGGAAGUCUGGAGACUGGAGAUUUACGUCUCCCUGGGAAUCCUGGCCCUAGGCAUUCUGUCAUUGCUGGCCAUCACCUCGCUGCCUUCUAUCUCAAACUCUCUCAACUGGAGGGAGUUCAGUUUUGUUCAGUCCACCCUUGGCUUCCUAGCCCUCGUGGUGACCACCUUUCACACGCUCACCUAUGGCUGGACAAGGGCCUUUGAGGAGAGCCGCUAUAAGUUCUACUUGCCUCCCACCUUCACGCUCACGCUGCUGGUGCCCUGUGUGGUCAUUCUGGCCAAAGGGCUGUUUCUGUUGCCCUGUUUUCGCCGUCGCCUGGCAAGGAUCAGAAGAGGUUGGGAGAAGGAGACCACGGUCAAGUUUCUGUUGCCUGCCGACACCCUCACACUGAAAAAACAAGCCACGUGUAAAUCACGUGUUCUCUUUGGGACAUACCCGUGAUACUUAAUGCACUAUGAAUACUUUAGGGCUUUCUUUUCCUUAAUUGUGCAAUUUGGUAUAAUUGUGGAUAAAUAAGAAUAUUUGGUGAUGUCUUGAAUUCCUGGGAAGUUAUUUUAUGCAGUAAUAUUCAAGAUAUGCAUAUAAAUAUAUGGAAUUUAUUAUAAUUAUCAUGUUUAAGAAAAAAGAAGAAGUAAAGCUACUGAGAUGUUGAUAUCUAGCUUUAAAAAUUCCAGAUGCUGGCAGGACAACGGAUCACACUACUCUUAUGACCACAUCUGCAGAAAUGUACUAAUGUAGGCUUUUCCUUUUUUUUGCACAGGCAGGGAAGUAAAAUGUUUAUACACAUUUAUUGUUAUGAUAAAUGUGGUUUAUUCCCUCCCUGGCUCCGAAAUGCUUUACCAGAAUUGAGUCGUUAAAAUAACAUAUGCCUAAAGCACAGUUAAAAUGGUAUUGUUAGCAGCGGUUCUCCCUGGUAUGGCUUCAAAUGUGUAGGAUCCAAAUUAUAAACCAGUUAAUGAAUGUCUCAGAAUGCAACUUUAUAGGCUCAUGCAGCACCAGCCAUGAAGAAAACUGCGACUGACUCUUCACAGCCCCCUCCCCAGAAGACAGUCCCUAGCUAAUAAAGGGAUGCUGACAGGAGAUGACUGGGGAUGAACAGGAGAGAACAGAAACAUCAUCCUUUGCUCCAGGGGAGUUGGGGACUGGAGCUGCUCUACCUAAUCUCUCCCCUGACUGGGAAAGAUUUUUUCCUGAAAGUCAGAAAUCACCACUGGCAGCUGCAAAUUGAUUAUCAUGCAGACGUGUGAAGUCUCUUCCUUACCAGAGCAGCUAAUGAACACAAUCUUGAGUAAAAGUAUAAUUUCUUUUCCUUCCUUUAUGUUUCUGAUGAUCAUCCUUUAAACCAUUGUGCCUUCUCACCUUUGAGAACAUUAUUUUGAUUUUCUCCCGAGAAGAUAUCAAAGCAUUAUCUGGAAAAUCAGGUUAAGGGGGGAAAAAAGGGGGUCCAACUUCGGAGUUAAGCCCUUUCCAAGAACCUUCAGCUAUUUUCUCCACUAUAUUGACAGUCUCAGUCUCUCUCUCUCUCUGUGUCUCUCUCUGUGUCUCUCUCUGUCUCUGUCUCUCUGUCUCUCUGUCUCUCUCUCUCUCAAGAUAGACAGGGAGAUAGAAUCUCUCACAAAAUGAUCUAUGUUGCAGCUAUGCAGAAUGGCUGCUUGACAACAGAGUAACUGACCCAGGAAAAGUUACUGAUAAGCCACACUGUUGCUGAUUUCCUCCUAAUGGGAGUUCUGUUUUUGUUGUUGUUGUUGUUUUUAUUUGCUUGAAGGGUGUUUUUUCUGCCAGGGGUCCAAACGUGAAGAGUUGCUGCCUAAAAGUACAAGAGCCGUGUACAAGGCUUGGAACAUUGCCCAGGGCUGUAGGAUAUUUACCAUCAGAUCAUAUGCCAUCCCUUAUGAGUUAGUAUGAAGAAGCCUCUUCCCAGUCCCAGUAGGGGAGACAGGAGGGAGGGAGGCAGGGAGUGGGGAUGGGGGUGCUCAUAAGGAGAGGAUGCUCUUCUGUGAGCCGAGCUUUCUGUCCUUUGACAGUUAACCGAUUUCCCAUCAAGAAAACAUGAUCUUUGAACAGAAAGGGGAAAUGGGCAGUACUGGAUGCAGUGAAAGGAAUUUGUAUUCUGCCACACCAAGGGGAGCGUAUUUGUCCCGGCCGUAUUUUCUGAGUGUACUUGGGGUAGGCCCCAAUUCAUCGCCUGUCCCUAGGAAGGGAGGCACAGAUAGGCACGGUAGUGGCCAAAGUGGAGAAGACUCUGUUUAGUUUGCUAUGAGAAUUGGCACCGUUUCCCAGCCAGCUCUGGAAACAAGGCACUGACUUCCCUCCUGGGAACGUGUGCAGUGCAUUAGAACCCUCAGGACAAAGCUCACGGGAGGGCAAGGGGAUCUUAUGAGGCCAGUGGCUGAGAAAAGAGGAAGCCUGUGCAAAGUCUUUAUCUACUUCUUGGUAAAUAACGGACACUGGUUCGUCCCAAACCCAGCAGUAGAAAUCUGCCCAAGAUGACUGACACGGGUGGGGGAGUCGGUGAAUGAAGACCACUACUAGGUGGCUAGCUUUACCAUGGCUUGGUGUAGUCAGGAUUCGUAAAUUCCACCUAAAGGAGUCCAGGGUGGAGCAUGGGACCAUGAAAUCUACCAAUAAUCCAAGACGCCUCAUUGGACGGUGUUUUUACAUUCUUCACCCUACAAAGGAAAUUGCUGACAAGUGGCAAAAAGAUGUCUACUUCUCCCUGCCCCUACCACCUUUUGCAAUAGGUGCUAAUGAGCAGCAAAAUGCCUAAGAGGUAAGCAGUGGGAGGGAAUCAAGAAGCAAUGAGCCUGGAAAACCCACCAUUCAGAUAAUCAGCUUCUGAACAAGAGACUCGGCUGUGUGUGUGUGUGUUUAUUCUGGGCCUCUGUCCGCUGCUACUUUUCCCUACCUCACCAGGAAACUGAUUAUAUCAUUGCCAAGACAGCAGUUCACCUCAGUUACAGCCUCAUCUUUUCUAUGUGCCUCUAGGUAAAAAUGUGCCUGAACGAGCUCUCAAAAUCCUAAAUGUCACAAUAUAAGGUUUACUUUUCAAAUCUAUGCUAUUUAAAGUCUGUGUACUUACUUGUGUUUUAACUUUGUAGAGAAUGUUUAGGAGGCGGCGACAAUAAAUACAGAUACUGAUGA
Molecule: messenger RNA, 4611 nt
Organism: Monodelphis domestica (gray short-tailed opossum)
Lineage: Eukaryota; Metazoa; Chordata; Mammalia; Didelphimorphia; Didelphidae
Gene: STEAP3
Product: STEAP3 metalloreductase
Biological process (GO): copper ion import
Cellular component (GO): endosome; plasma membrane
Molecular function (GO): cupric reductase (NADH) activity; ferric-chelate reductase (NADPH) activity
Source: RefSeq, a predicted model, not a curated record